Dioscorea cayenensis subsp. rotundata (Guinea yam) is the source of this 915-nucleotide messenger RNA. RefSeq lists its product as uncharacterized. The record is from RefSeq and is a predicted model, not a curated record. The transcript has a single exon. The coding region runs from base 1 to 915 and encodes 304 amino acids. NCBI's taxonomy places the organism in Eukaryota, Viridiplantae, Streptophyta, Magnoliopsida, Dioscoreales, Dioscoreaceae.
AUGGAGGAGACAACCACCACUACCACAACCACGGGAGAAAAGCACGGCGAAGAGCAACCGGGGAGUGGGAAGACGGCACAGAGCUCGGUGAUCACCUUCUACCAAGUAAAGAUCGCCGGAACACCACGCAAUGUGACUGUAAUCUGGUGCAAGAGCCUGAUCAACCACACCUUGACAGUAUCUGUGGAGAAGCCAAACAGUACUGACAAUACAUUCACCUGCAAGGUUGAGCUGAAGCCAUGGCCAUUUUGGAGCAAAAAAGGUUUCAAGUCCUUUGAAAUGGACGGGCAGCGCAUUGACGUCUUCUGGGAUCUCCGGUCAGCAAAGUUUUCAGGUGGUCCGGAGCCCGCCGGAGGCUACUAUGUUGCCCUGGUGUGCAAUGAAGAGGUGGCAUUGUUGUUAGGGGAUUGCAAGAAGGAAGCAUACAAGAGAACCAAGUCCAGACCAUCAUUAGAAGAUGCAACCAUAAUCUGUAAAAGAGAGAAUGUAUUUGGAAAGAAGUGUUUUUCAUCAAGAGCAAGAUUUGAUGAGAGGAGGAAAGAACAUGACAUUGUUGUGGAGAAUUCCAUUUCAGGGCCAAAAGAUCCAGAGAUGUGGAUCAGCAUUGAUGGGGUUGUGUUGAUUCAUGUUAACAAUCUUCAAUGGAAGUUUAGAGGCAAUGAAACAGUGAUUGUGGAGCAAGUACCAGUGCAAGUCUUUUGGGAUGUGCAUGCCUGGUUGUUUUCUAGUUCUGGCCCUGCCCAUGCAUUCUUUAUAUUCAAGCCGGCGUUGCCGGAAAACAACGCCGGUGACGAUAAUGGUGAGGAUAGCGGAGGUGAUGGAGGCGGCGCUGCAAUGUUGUCGUCUCCGUUACCGUUACCGUCUUCCUCAUUGCCGGAGUUUUGCUUCUUCCUCUAUGCUUGGAAGGUGGAGUGA